This is a messenger RNA of Euleptes europaea (tarantolino), 1751 nucleotides long. It is a transcript of the gene FGGY, whose product is annotated as FGGY carbohydrate kinase domain containing. Bases 1 to 1656 code for a protein of 551 amino acids. The transcript is spliced from 15 exons. Gene Ontology annotation, biological process: carbohydrate metabolic process. NCBI's taxonomy places the organism in Eukaryota, Metazoa, Chordata, Lepidosauria, Squamata, Sphaerodactylidae. The record is from RefSeq and is a predicted model, not a curated record. Gene Ontology annotation, molecular function: phosphotransferase activity, alcohol group as acceptor; kinase activity.
AUGCAAAGCGAGAACAUGGAACCAGUAAAUUACUAUGUUGGAAUUGAUGUUGGCACAGCAAGCGUCCGUGCGGCUUUGGUCGACCAGUUUGGGACAGUGGUGGUUUACGCAGACCAGCCAAUUCAAAUGUGGGCACCCCAACCAGACCACUAUGAGCAAUCCUCUGAUGACAUUUGGACUGCUUGUUGUACAGUCACAAAGAAAGUUAUCCAAGGGAUAGAUAUUGGACAGAUUCGAGGAAUUGGUUUUGAUGCUACCUGUUCCCUUGUUGUCUUGGAUAAUAAUUUCCACCCCUUGGCAGUCAACCGUGAUGGAGUCUGCAACAGAAACAUCAUCAUGUGGAUGGACCAUCGUGCAUCUGACCAAGUAGCACGCAUCAAUGGGACUCGGCACAGGGUCUUGUGCUGUGUUGGUGGUGUGAUGUCUGUUGAGAUGCAACCGCCUAAGUUGCUGUGGUUGAAAGAAAAUUUGCGAGAGUCUUGCUGGGAAAGGGCAGGCUGCUUCUUUGAUCUUCCGGAUUUCUUAUCAUGGAAAGCAACAGGUGUCACUGCAAGAUCAUUGUGUACAUUGGUGUGUAAGUGGACCUACUCUUCAGAGAAAGGCUGGGACCAUAGUUUCUGGAGUAUGAUUGGAUUAGAAGAUGUGGUGGCAGAUAAGUACACAAAAAUAGGAAAUGAAGUUCUGCCUCCCGGAGCUCCAGUUGGAAAUGGGCUAAGCCCAGAUGCUGCAAAUGACCUUGGCCUUCCUAGUGGGAUUGCGGUAGCUGCAUCUCUUAUUGAUGCCCAUGCUGGAGGAAUAGGCAUGAUUGGAGCCAGUGUGAAGGGAUAUAACUUGCCCUGUGAAAACCAGCCAAUUACUUCCCGAAUUGCUGUGAUAUGUGGAACGUCUUCAUGCCACAUGGGGAUAAGUGACUCUCCUGUGUUUGUCCCUGGUGUUUGGGGACCAUACUACUCAGCAAUGGUGCCAGGGUUCUGGUUAAAUGAAGGAGGCCAGAGUGCUACAGGAAAACUGGUAGAGCAUGUCGUCCAAGGACACACUGCAUUCCCUGAACUACAAACAAAAGCUGCAGCCAGUGCUCAAAGUAUAUAUAUGUACUUGAAUGGUCACCUGGAUUUGAUUAAGAAAUCUUUGCCUGUGGGUUUCCUCACUGUUGAUGUACAUGUUUGGCCAGAUUUCCAUGGCAACAGAUCUCCCCUAGCAGAUCUGACUCUAAAGGGCAUGGUUGUCGGACUGACAUUAUCUCGAGGCCUUGAUGAUCUUGCUGUUCUGUAUUUGGCCACAAUUCAAGCCAUUGCAUUGGGAACAAGGCAUAUUGUGGAAACCAUGCAAACUGCGGGGCAUCAUGUCAACACCCUGUUUAUGUGUGGCGGGCUGAGCAAGAACCCCCUCUUUGUGCAGAUGCAUGCGGACAUCAUGGGCAUGCCUAUUGUUCUGGCCAAAGAAGUGGAGUCCGUUCUAAUGGGUGCUGCUAUUCUUGGAGCUUGUGCUUCUAAAGAUUUUACUUCUCUGCAGGAUGCUAUGGAGAAAAUGGGAAGAGUUGGGAAAAUUGUGCUGCCAAACCACAAGGAUAAAAGAUUUUAUGACAAGAAAUACCAGGUGUUUCUGAAACUUGUGGAACAUCAGCAACAGUAUAAAACCAUCAUGCAGAGUACAUAGACAGCAUGAAAGAGAAUUGCUUAUCAUGUUAGUGAAAUUUCACAAUGGUUUUAUCUUUCAAAGUCAAUGAUAACCCACCGUGUAUUUUUAUGGCU